Cyphomyrmex costatus is the source of this 790-nucleotide messenger RNA. RefSeq lists its product as uncharacterized. The coding region runs from base 41 to 790 and encodes 249 amino acids. Gene Ontology annotation, cellular component: transcription regulator complex; nucleus. Gene Ontology annotation, molecular function: DNA binding. Lineage: Eukaryota; Metazoa; Arthropoda; Insecta; Hymenoptera; Formicidae. The record is from RefSeq and is a predicted model, not a curated record. The transcript is spliced from 3 exons. Gene Ontology annotation, biological process: regulation of transcription by RNA polymerase II.
UACAAUUGAAGAAAAGAAAGCGAAUUUUUCGGUAGCUCUUAUGACCAUGUUCGACACGGAGAGGUUCAUCGAAGAGAUAGAGAGACGGCCGGCGAUCUACGAUGUGAAUCGCGGCGAGUACAACGACCGUAACGCCAAGAUGACCGCGUGGGACGAGGUCUGCCAGGUGAUGGUACCGAAUUGGGCGCGCUUGACGGACGAGGAGAGAAACGUGCAAGAGAAAAAUUUACGCGGAAAAUGGAGGAAUAUACGGGAUUAUUUUAUGAAAGAGCUGAAACUUCAGAGAUCGCAUAACUUUGGGCCUGCCGGACGAAAACGGAAGAAAUACAUGUACUUCGACCGAUUGUUAUUCCUCAUGCCAACAGUGGAGAACAAGAGAGUUCCUUCGAGCCUCAACCUUCCUUGCAAAUCGGAGGAAAGCGAGGGUGAAAUGGACAAUCCUGUGAUCGAGGAGUAUGAUCCUCUUACACACGGCAGUGCUUCUGUAACAGGUACCUCUAUAAGUAGCCGGGAGUACCUUCAGACGGGUACACCUUCGUACAAGGUGUGCCCGCGUUAUUCGAAACAGUUGUGCGAGACAUCCUUCACGCCCUUCGACAACGAGAUACACGACAUCCUCUCCUCGCACAGCAAUCAGCGUGUUACCCUCGACGAGGAGGACUAUGACAAGAUGUUUCUCCUCUCGCUGCUGCCAAUCAUCAGACAGGUGCCAGAGGAGAAGAAGCUAGAUGUUAGGAUACAGAUGCAGCAAGUUUUGGCCAUGGCGCUCCGUCCGUCUGAUGAUAAAUGA